UUGCGUGUGCGAGUGCGCGGGCGGGCAUGUGGGCGGGCUGGCGUGCAUGUGUGAGUGCACGUGUGUGCGUACAUGAGGGCGUGUGAAUCUGCACCCAUCUCCCAUGCAACAGAUGGCGCCACAUCCCAGUCAGAGUUUCCUCUUCAGUGUCAAGAGCUGCGAAGUGUUAUCACGCCCUUCCUCCCUCUCCUCCCAACACGGAUAAGACAGAUAACCAAACCAAAACAAGAACAGACAGGCAAACACCACAGAACGAGAGACCUCACACAAACCCCAAACAACAAGCCCCAAAACCCCCAAUUCAACCCUUAAAAGAGAAUGGAACCCCAAUCGAAGAGGCGAAAGAGACCCAGCUUCAGCGACGAGGAACUCCGCGUCCUAAUCCAAGAGGUUUUCAAGAGGAAGAAAAUCCUCUUGGGGAAAUUCGACGCUAUUGCAGUCACCGUGCAGAGCAAGGUCGAGGCCUGGGAUGCUGUGACAGAGGCCAUUAAUGGGGUGAGCUGUGUCAUGAGGGAGAGGGAGGAAGUGAGGAGGAAGUUCGCCCACCACAGAUGGUUUGUGAAGAAGAAGGCCAAAGCGAGGGAGAGGAGAGGGGGCAAGGCAAGCGACUCAGAGGAGGCAAUGUUGUCGAUGAUAAGUGAGUCGGUAAACAACAGUCUUACCAAUGUUUGUGAGUCUGGAAGUCCUUUGAAGUCCGUGUGUGAAGACAGUAGUGAAGCGGUAAACUUGACUCCCUUGAGAUCAGACACAGAAGACCAAAGUCCAGGGAAAAACAAGUCCUUCUGCAGCUCCAGUACAGACCUUUCCUUAAGAGGACUUAGGAACUUUCGGAUGAAUAGGAGAGAAGCAGAUAGCGUUCAGAAUCUUUAUGCUGACACGGAUGGGACCCCAUUAAGAAAAGAAAAUGGAGAGGGAAAUUCAGCUGAGACUGAUACUAGUGACAAUGUCAAGAGCAAAAGCAUGAUGGAAGGCCUACGACAUUUCCGAAUAGAUAAGGAGGAAAUUAGCAAAGAUCAGACCCAGUUACUGCGGUAUUUUAGGAAGGAAAUGAAGUUCAGUGGAAAUCCAAGAUUAGCCAAGAAGGACAGCCACUCAAAUUCAGAAAAACUGAAAAUUUGGAGCCACGAGGGAGUGCUCCAACUAGUAGAAGCAUACAGGUCGCAUAUGCACAUGUUCAGUAUGACCUCUUUGAACAGCAGUCAGAUAUGGUGCAAAAUUGCAAAGGAAUUGCAGGAGAAUGGCUACACAUACACAGGAGAAUUAUGCAAAAGGAAGAUGCAGAAUUUAAGUACUAGGUACAAAUCCAUCACAGAAAACCAGGAGAAUGGUAGGGGAAGGAUCAGAUGGAGUAAAUGGGAGUAUUUUGACACUAUGCAGGAUCUCUUUGCCGGCAACCCAAGUGGAGACACCUCAUUGGUGACCUCCUUGGACAUUUCACUACCCACUGACCCUGAUGAUGAUCCCUUACAAGUGGAUGAAGUCAAGACAGAGCAAGACCACCUUUCACCAGAAUACACUGACGACUCAUUACAGUGGAGUGGGGUCAAGACAGAAUUUGGUCUCUCAUCAUCCGAGCUUGACAGCAAAUCUUUCUCAUGGGAUGAAGUCAAAGCGGAGGAGAGCUCGCUUUUCUCAGAGCCUGUUGAGGAUUUACUCCCCUGGAGCGGUGUCAAGGCUGAACUUUGCUCUUCAUCUUAUACAGUACAUUAAUCAAAAUGAAAUAUUAAUAGGAUAAUCAAAAUGAAAUAUUAAUAGGAUAACACAAAUAGUACAUGA
This is a messenger RNA of Penaeus vannamei (Pacific white shrimp), 1776 nucleotides long. RefSeq lists its product as uncharacterized. NCBI's taxonomy places the organism in Eukaryota, Metazoa, Arthropoda, Malacostraca, Decapoda, Penaeidae. Gene Ontology annotation, cellular component: nucleus. The record is from RefSeq and is a predicted model, not a curated record.